Molecule: messenger RNA, 1708 nt
Organism: Malania oleifera
Lineage: Eukaryota; Viridiplantae; Streptophyta; Magnoliopsida; Santalales; Ximeniaceae
Exons: 3
Coding region: 157-1479 (440 amino acids)
Source: RefSeq, a predicted model, not a curated record
UGGUUAAUAGACCCGAAACCCACCCCGGAUCCUCCCUUUCAAUCCAAGUCUCUCUCUCAUAACCAAAUUGCCUUGGGCUUUGGAAGCUUAAAUCUCUCGCUGCUAAAUACUCACCCUCUCUCUCUCUCUCUCUCUCUCUCUCUGGGUGAGUGUUUGAUGAGGAAGCUGUGCCCCAACUACGAUCGGGAAUAUGCGCUGGAAACGGUUCUGGAAGUCCCAAUUCCGGAAGAGAUGUUCUCUUCCACCUGCAAUAAGAACGCCGCCUCCAGAUCCUGGCAAACCAUGAAAUCUUGGAUGAGAUCGAACGGCGAGAGGUCCCCGCCGUCCGUCGUCGGAGGCAGAACCGCCGAGAUCCAGCUUUUGCUCGGUGUCGUCGGAGCCCCUCUCAUCCCUUUACCCGUCCGCGCAAAUGAUUGCGAGCACCCCAUCAAUCAAAACAUCAAAGAUCGCCCCAUUGAGGCAUCAAUGGCGAAGUAUAUUGUGCAGCAGUAUGUGGCGGCGACGGGUGGGGAGAACGCGUUGGAGAGCAUAGACAGCAUGUACGCAAUGGGGAAGGUGAGGAUGAUGGCUUCGGAGUUCAGUACGGGCGGAGGGGAAGGGAAUGGUUGUGGGAGGAGUAAGGCGGCUAAGACGGUGAAGUGUGGUGGCGGCGGCGGCGGUGGAGGAGAGAUUGGAGGGUUCGUGCUGUGGCAGAAGAGGCCGGACCUCUGGUGCUUGGAGCUGGUAGUUUCCGGCUGCAAGAUUAGCGCCGGCAGCAAUGGCCGGGUGGCGUGGCGGCAGACCCCUUGGCACCAUUCCCAUGCUUCUCGAGGUCCCCCCCGACCCCUUCGCCGUUCCUUGCAGGGUCUUGAUCCAAGAUCUACAGCCAAGUUAUUUUCUAAUUCUGUCUGCAUCGGCGAGAAGACGAUCAACAAUGAGGAUUGUUUCAUACUAAAGCUUGAUGCAGAGCCUUCGACACUUAGAGCAAGAAGCAGCAGCAACGUAGAAAUAAUAAGGCACACAAUUUGGGGUUACUUCAGCCAAAGAACUGGUCUCUUAUUCCAACUAGAAGACUCCCAUCUCCUUAGGAUCAAUUCCUCUACAAAUGACAGCAUUUUCUGGGAGACAACCAUGGAGUCCUUGAUCCAAGACUACAGAACCAUCGACGGAGUUAACAUUGCACAUGCGGGUAGAACCACCGUUUCGUUGUUCAGGUUUGGCGAGAGCUCAGAGAAGCAUUCGAGGACGAGAAUGGAGGAGGUUUGGACAAUUGAGGAGAUAGAUUUCAACAUAAAGGGACUGUCCAUGGAGUGCUUUUUGCCUCCUGCAGAUUUGAAGAAAGAGGAAGAAGGGGGUGUUGUGAUGAGUAGUAGUAGUAGUAGUAGCACUCGGUUACCAAUCCAAAUUCGAGUCCCUACAUCUAAGUUUAGUGCUUCGAAAGUUGCAGCCAUUGAUGUUGAUUCAGAUCAUAGUAUUGAAGAUGAUAAUGGAGGGUUGUAAAUUUGUUCGAUCACUUUGUAAAUAUACGAGCCAAAAUAUACAACGCUCAAUUUAGUUACAAGAAAUUUGGGAAGAGUUUGGUUGUUUAGGAUAUAAGAACUCCACGAAAUAUUUGGGACUGUAAUUUAAUCAUGUUUAUAGGGAUCCAAAUAGGAUUCUUCAUGCUUUAGCUCAAAGAGUCGCACUGAUAAAUUGUAUUAUUAACAGAAAUUUAGACUGCCAGCCAAUG